CACUAACCGAGUGUAUGAUUAAGUAAAUAGAUUACGCAAGAACAUCCUACUUCCAGGAAAUCGUGCCUGAGAGGACAUCAACACUUUUCCAAUGGUUACGUCUCGUCGUGUAUCAACUGCAAAUAUGUCUGGGUCUGGAAGAUUCUGAGAUUUGUAAUGUACGUUUAGCAUGGGGGAUAAUGUCUGUAAUGCAUGCCGUAGCAUCACAGACUUUUCGAGGGCUUCGCGCUGCCUAUUCCGCAUGACAUCAAAUGCCCUAGAUCUCCUGCGUCCGAAGCUGCUUGUGGCGACGGUGCAAAGGUUUUUGAUGAGGUGCAGUCGGGUAUGCAUGACAAUUGCGCUCUCCGCGUAGCCAAGGGUUGCAUUCCCUUUGCAUUUGCUGGUCAUGCAAUACAAUUUUUUUUGGAAUCCAAAUGGAGCAGGACAAGUUCGGAUUCUUCCAGACCCAGACGAGACAUUUUUGCAUUUGAUAUCGUGGAUUGCCCUGCUGGGCGAUUGCCGUGCUGGUCGCGGUACUAGGGGGAGCUGUCCUUAUCGCUGUUGUUGUUACGACUGUGGUCAUUGUCCUACAACGGGCAGGGCAGGCAAACGAAAACGAGGAACUACAAGUGUCAUGGCCAUGGGGGCAGAGGACAAGGCAUAAUGAAAUCCCGACUGGCCGGAGGAAUCAUAAUGAAGUCCCGACUGGCCCCCCAGCUGGACUUCGAUUGUCAUGGCCAUGGGGGCAG
This is a messenger RNA of Amoebophrya sp. A120, 728 nucleotides long. Lineage: Eukaryota; Dinophyceae; Syndiniales; Amoebophryaceae. The record is from the annotation of a GenBank genome assembly.